Gaeumannomyces tritici R3-111a-1 is the source of this 1836-nucleotide messenger RNA. RefSeq names its product choline dehydrogenase. Gene Ontology annotation, molecular function: oxidoreductase activity, acting on CH-OH group of donors; flavin adenine dinucleotide binding. Gene Ontology annotation, biological process: secondary metabolite biosynthetic process. The coding region runs from base 1 to 1836 and encodes 611 amino acids. The record is from RefSeq and is a predicted model, not a curated record. The transcript has 4 exons. NCBI's taxonomy places the organism in Eukaryota, Fungi, Ascomycota, Sordariomycetes, Magnaporthales, Magnaporthaceae.
AUGAUUUGCGCCGCCGCAACCCUCGCGUUUCUCGCCGUCGCUGCCGCAGCCCCUAUCAAGGGACUCGACCGGCAGACCAUCCAGGACCAAUAUGACUUCAUCAUCGCCGGAGGUGGCACCGCCGGCCUGGUCCUUGCGAAUCGUCUCACCGAGUCGGGUAAGAACCGCGUCCUGGUCCUCGAGGCCGGGCCCGAGCCGACUGUGGUGUCGGCCUACAAGGCCCCCGGCGGCAACCAGCUUCUUGGAGGGACGGCCAUAGACUGGUCUUUCUACACGACGCCACAGGAGCACCUGGACGGCCGGGUCCUCCGAUACCACCGCGGCCGCUGCCUAGGCGGGAGCAGCGUCACCAACGGGCUAUUCUACGGCCGCGGUAGCGCCUCAGUCUUCGAUGACUGGGUCCGCCUCGGCAACCCCGGCUGGGGUUGGGACGACCUGUACCCACUGGCCAUCAAGGGGACGCACUUCAACCCUCCGCACGACCACGAGGUACGCGGGUUCGACGUCACCCACAAGACGUGGGAUCCCAGCGCGUACAGCGAUGGACCUCUGCAGCUCGCCUUCCAGGGAUACGUGCCUCCAUCGACAGUAGGGUUCAUGCAGGCGGUGUCGGAGGCGCUGCAGAUUCCCAUCGUGAAGGACUACAACAUGGGGAACAGCACGGGUGUCAAGCAGGGGACGGGCACGCUGGACGGCGACCUGAUGCGCAGCUCGGCCUACGACUCGUACUACAAGCAGGCUGCCGGGCGGGAGAACCUCGACGUGCUGUUCCACGCACCCGUAUGGCAGAUCCUGACAGAGGGCACUUCAGAUGCUAGCAGCAAGCCCAAGGCGACAGGAGUUGCGUUUAUGGACCACCCUUCGGGGAUGGUGUACGAGGCCAAGGCGGCCAAAGAGGUCAUUGUCAGCAUGGGAGCCUUCAACUCGCCUCAGAUCCUGAUGGUCUCGGGCAUCGGCCCCAAGAGCCAGCUGGACAAGUUUGCGAUCAAGCCGCUCGUCGUCAACGAGAACAUUGGCCAGCACCUCAACGACCACUCCGUCUUCAGCAUCAUGGCCCUUUCCACGCCCGAGUUCUCCACCAUCGAGAUGAUGGCUUCGUGGACGCGGCUUCGUGAGGCGCAAGACGAAUUUUACGCCAACAGAUCUGGGCGCUACACGGCCCCGUCGGGCAUCACCAACGGGUUCCAAAAGCUGUCUGAGACGGAGCUGCGCGCGAUUGGGGCCGAGGAGAUCAUCACUCGCAAGCUGGCUAACCAAUCCCACAUCGAGUACCUCUUCGAGCCCAUCUGGUACCCGGGCGGGCCGACGCCAUACUACACGCCCCGCGGGAACGAGUCGUACAUCUCGGUCACGGCGUCGAGCAUGGUGGCUCUGUCGAGGGGCAACGUCACGCUGAAGAGCGCGUCCAUGGCCGAGUUUCCGAGCAUCAAUCCCAACUACUAUGCCCAUCCCGUCGACCGCACAAUCUCCAUCGAGUCGUUCAAGUACCUGCGCAAAAUCCUCGCCCACCCGGCGCUGUCCCAAUACACGCUAGGCUCCAACCACGGCGAGCUAAGCCCUGGCAGCGCCGUGACGGACGACGACGACGAGGCCAUCUGGGAGUACGUCAAGUCCAACACGAUCCCCAACUGGCACGCCUCGGGCACCAACCAGAUGCUGCCGCUCGAGGACGGCGGUGUGGUGGACCCGCGCCUGCGGGUGUAUGGUAUGGACAAGCUGCGGGUCGUCGACUGCAGCAUCAUCCCGGUGCUGCCCGAUGUGAACAUCCUGGGGCCCGUGUACAUGUUGGCCGAAAAGGGGGCGCAGCUCAUCCGUGAAGACUGGGGUGAUCUGUAA